CUCCUGAGUAGCCAAGGGAGCUGGAGGAGGCCUGGUGGUGCAGGGUGAGCCAGUCUGGGCGGGGCAGGGCAGCCCCCCUGGAAGGUGGGCUGGAAGCAGCUGGGCUGGGAGGAGAGGCUGUGGAGGCAAGGGAUCUCCUGUAAGGGAGAAGCUGUGCAGGGAGCACAGGGCUGGGCUGCUGAGGUGCGACACAGGUGACUAGGGAAGUGUGAUGGGCUGGAGAAGAUGGUGCUGGAUUGACAGGAAGUGUUACACGGGUGAGCGCAAUGUCUCCAACAUGGUGAUUAUUGAUGUGAAAAUGCUGUCGGGAUUCAUCCCUGUCAAGUCCUCAGUGAGAAAGCUGGCACACCACCAAGAUAUUGAGCGUACAGAGUUCAGUACCAACCAUGUCUUAGUGUAUCUGGAAAAGCUGAGCAACGUGACCUUGAGCUUCUCCUUCGCGGUGGAGCAGGACAUCCCUGUGCAGGGCCUGAAGCCAGCUCAGGUGAAAGUCUAUGAUUACUAUGAGACAGAUGAGUUUGCCAUACAGGAGUACAGCGCUCCCUGCACCACAGCCGAAGCUGAACAGGGAAAUGCCUGAAGAAUACAUCUGAGCCCUGCUGGAUUAGCUCACUUGUUUCUGCCAUUAGAGGACUCGUUAAGGUAGACUACUAAAAUGUUACAUGUAAGGACACCUCAACACCAAAAACAAAGCAAUACAAUACCAGUAAAUAAAGUCUUGAUCCUCCCCAUCUGC
Molecule: messenger RNA, 736 nt
Organism: Numida meleagris (helmeted guineafowl)
Lineage: Eukaryota; Metazoa; Chordata; Aves; Galliformes; Numididae
Product: alpha-1-macroglobulin-like
Exons: 6
Coding region: 212-580 (122 amino acids)
Cellular component (GO): extracellular region
Source: RefSeq, a predicted model, not a curated record